Plasmodium vinckei vinckei is the source of this 1755-nucleotide messenger RNA. RefSeq names its product conserved Plasmodium protein, unknown function. NCBI's taxonomy places the organism in Eukaryota, Apicomplexa, Aconoidasida, Haemosporida, Plasmodiidae. Bases 1 to 1755 code for a protein of 584 amino acids. The record is from RefSeq and is a predicted model, not a curated record. The transcript has 5 exons.
AUGAGUGAAUCUUACUAUUCUUUAAAUGAUAAUUGCAAAGAUAGUAGAAUGAAAUGUGAUUUAGAUAAUAAAUCUGUUUCAACAAAUGAUGAUAAAUAUGAAAAUAAUGAGAUAAACUCGAAUGAAAAUCUGAUUGAUGAUCUAGAUAAUCAAACAAUUGUGCAAAUUAUUAAUAGUUCAAACAAUUUAAAGUUUCCAAAAAAAAUGUAUAUACCCCAUAGUGUUAAAAUAUUAAUUCCUAAUUUAAAAGAAGAACAAAAUAAUGUCAAAAAUGCUAGCAUUUUAAAUAAUGUAUAUAAAAAUUUUAAAAUCUACGAAAAUAAAAUUGAGGAGGCUGAAGAAGAAAAAAUAAAUGAUGAAGAUAAUACAAAUUUGACUUUGAACAAUUUAGUUAAACGAAUUGAUUCAAUUAAAAUAGAUAAUGGUAUGUCUGAAAUUUAUAAUGACAUAUUAGAGGGAGUAAACUAUUUUAAUCUUUACAAAAUUAGAAAAUCUUAUUAUUGUAUAAAAAAUAUAUUUUUAAAGAAAUAUAAUAAUGAUAAAAUGAUAAAAGCAUUUAUGGAAAAUGAAUGUGUUAGUGAAAUUUUAUAUAGGUAUAAAAUAAUUAAAAAAAUGGGAAUAAUAUUUAACAUUAUUAUAGAAGACCCAGAAGGAUAUCCAUUAAAUUAUUCUGUAUUGUCAAAAAAACGACGUAAAAAUUUUAUAUCGGAUUAUAUGAUUGAUUUGCUCGAUAUAAAUGGAAAAACCCAUCCUCAGAUAUCGCUAAUUCCUAUAAAUGAGCACAGCGAUAGUUGCAGUAAUAACACGACGGAUGAAAACAAAAACGAUGCAUCGUGUAACAAUUUAAAUGAUACUAAGCAUUAUGAAAACAUAACAUUGUUAUUCGAGCAAUUACUAUGUGAAAAUAGUAAAAAAAAAGAAAUGACAAACAUCGAAGAAGGUAAAUAUAUAAAAAACAGUUACAUAGAUUUUAAUCAUUUCCAAUUAGCUUAUAAGGAAAAUAAUAAUAGCAUUUACUAUUUUAUAACACAUAACAAAAUUUAUGAUAUCGUGAACCAAGCACAUCUUUUUAAAACAGAUAAUAAUAAUGACUCUAAUAGUUCAAUUACAAAAGAUGAAAAUAAACAAGGAAGUACAAAUACAUAUAUGUAUUUUUAUUUGAAUUUAAGAGUACCUUCUAAUUUCACGUAUGUUCUUGCAGCAAUAACAGAAAGUAAUGUGUUUCGAUUAUGGUUUCCAUUUUAUAAUUUCCCAAUAAGACUUGGUGUUAGUGAGUGCAAACUAUUAAAGUGCAGAGGAUAUGGUGAUAAAAUUAUUUAUUCAAGAGUAGCAACGCCAUGGAUUCUUAGUGAUAGAUAUAUAGUAUUUGAUACAUGGAUAUGUGACGACUUAGAAUUUUCAAAAGGAAUAUAUAUAUAUACUACUAGCGUUUCAGAUAACUUGGAAAAUAUUGAUCUCGGAGACGAUAUUAGCAAGUGUCUGGAAGUAAAUAUAACAAUGUAUGGAAUGAUUUUGCCAAAAAGCCAAGAUGAAACUGAUGUAAAAUAUUACAUCGAAAUAUGCCCAAAUAUGCGUGUCACUGAAUUUAUCAUUUCCUUUUUAACAAAGGUUUUUGCAAAUAGAUGCAUGGCCCAAUUUUUCACGGCAAGUAAAAAUUUCGAAACUAAUGAGGAAUAUAUUGAAGAAAUGCAAAAACAUAGUGAAUUUUAUGAUCGGUUAAAAAAAGUAGUAGAGGAAUGCAAAAUAUAUAAUUAA